CUGACUUUUGCUGUCCAACAGGGACAAGAACUAGCUGGAACCUUUCUGAUGCUUAUGUUGGUAUCUUACUAUUUCCACCUGUGGUUUGCAUCCCUGCCUCUGAAGACUUCUAGCAAAAUUUAAUAUUUUCAGAAUGAAUGCUAAGCAUAUGGAAAUUGGAAACUUCUAGUCUUCUGGGAGAGCUCUUAGGUGUUUGUUUAAACAGUUUAGUUGUGUUGGUGUUGGAGAAUAAGUGGGAAGGUUGAGUACCACUUGUUUGGGUUUGGCCUGUGUUGUGUGUCUUCUUUUUGCUAUGAAGUGAAAAUAAAAUACUGCUGGAUUUGACAAGAAAGUUCUUUGUAGCAUUGUAUCCAAAUAAAAGCUCCUGUUUCAGCAAUCAGUCAGUCUUUAUAUUGUGCUUCAAAUAAAUGUGCUGUGUGAUGAGAUGGAGUUUUUUAUUUCAGUUGAAACUUUGCUUUAAUUAGAUUCUGUUGGAGGAUCUUGGGAAGGGAUUUUUUCCCCCUGUAUCUCAGUGUCUGUAGUAUCUUAGUAAUUAUUUAUAGGCUGUACUGCAGAAUUGUUUGUGGCAUUGAGUAAUUCAGUGUUUUGAGGAAAUCAGCAAAGUUCAAAAUAAAUAGUUACCAGCAGCACUACUUCAGGAGUUCCUCUUCAGCCUUGGUUUUGUGAAGAUUUAACAUUUGCUAGGCCAGCUACCUCUUCCUCUGGUACAUCUGGAUUUCCUCUGAGUUGGGCUGGGGAAGGAUUAAACUCUGAAUUACUGUAUAUCAAAGCCUAUAUAUUUUCAGAUGCUGAAGGGAAGCUCUAGUGAGGGGUUCACUGGAAGAUGCCCCCAACAGCUGCUCUUCUUUCCAUAGCCCUGGUCAAGAACUAGCAGUAAAUAAUGAUCAGCACCAGUUAACCUUUGCUUUCCUGAGCCCACCGCUUCUCUUACUCCAACAGCACCUCUUGCUUUUUCCCCAAAACCCUGGGGUCUGUCCAGGCACUGGCAGUGGGACUGGGGAUCAAGGACGCUUGGUGUAGGAGUGACCUGAAGAGAAAGUGGGGAAAGAAAAGAGUGUGAUGCCUUACUGUGAGACUUUUAGCUGUUGUAGACUCAUGGGUGUAGCUUCUUUGUGACUAUUUUCUGUACACUGACAGUGCUGGAGGAUGCUUUGUGUUGACAUAAAUAAGAAAUGUGGUGCCCCUGCUCUUCUGUCCUGCACUGUAGGGAUUAGUGAAGGUGAGCAGUGGGUGGUCUGGGGGGGUUACACUGAUAUUCUGCUUCAGUGUCUAUCAGUAAAGUAGUUGAUCGUUUCAAUAUCUGUAUUUCUACAGUUUCUGUGCCAUUAUUUUAGUUUAUCAAGAUGUUUUAAAAUAAGCUUUUAUUUCUAUUUAUUUUUAUAAUGGGAAGUCGGAGCUGAUCCUGGAUCCUGUGGUAUUUCUGUACUGCAGAGAUGAGCUCUGUGGCGACAGACAAGGUUGCAGGCAAGCUGAGCUCCACUCUCUCAUGGGUGAAGAACACGGUAUCGCACACCGUCAGUCAAAUGGCCAGCCAGGUGGCGAGUCCAUCUGCCUCCCUGCACACCACAUCCCCCUCCACCACUCUGUCCACACCCGCCCUGUCACCAUCCUCACCAACACAGCUGAGCCCAGACGACUUGGAAUUACUUGCUAAACUUGAGGAACAGAACAGACUCUUGGAAACAGAUAGCAAAUCCUUACGAUCAGUAAAUGGGUCAAGAAGAAAUAGUGGAUCUUCUCUUGUAUCUAGUUCAUCAGCUUCUAGCAAUCUCAGCCAUCUUGAAGAAGACUCAUGGAUCCUGUGGGGAAGGAUUGUGAAUGAAUGGGAAGAUGUACGGAAGAAGAAAGAAAAGCAAGUUAAGGAGCUGGUUCGAAAAGGUAUACCUCAUCACUUCAGAGCAAUUGUUUGGCAACUUUUAUGCAGUGCUCAAAGCAUGCCAAUUAAGGAUCAGUAUUCAGAGCUUUUAAAAAUGACAUCUCCUUGUGAAAAAUUAAUAAGAAGGGACAUUGCUAGAACAUACCCUGAACAUGAUUUUUUCAAAGAAAAAGAUAGCCUUGGGCAGGAGGUCUUGUUCAACGUAAUGAAGGCUUACUCUUUGGUGGAUCGUGAGGUUGGAUACUGUCAAGGAAGUGCUUUUAUAGUUGGAUUAUUGCUUAUGCAGAUGCCAGAAGAAGAGGCAUUCUGUGUGUUUGUUAAAUUAAUGCAAGAUUACAGACUACGAGAACUCUUUAAACCAAGCAUGGCUGAACUGGGCCUUUGUAUGUACCAGUUUGAAUGCAUGAUACAGGAACAUCUUCCGGAGCUUUAUGUGCACUUUCAGUCUCAGAGUUUCCACACUUCUAUGUAUGCAUCGUCGUGGUUUUUAACUAUAUUCCUUACAACUUUUCCACUACCAAUUGCAACGAGAAUAUUUGAUAUCUUUAUGUCUGAGGGUUUAGAGAUAGUAUUUCGAGUAGGCUUAGCGUUACUUCAGAUGAACCAGGCAGAACUACUGCAACUUGACAUGGAAGGAAUGUUACAGCACUUUCAAAAGGUCAUUCCACAUCAGUUUGACAGUGGUCCAGACAAAUUAAUCCAAGCAUCUUACCAGGUCAAAUACAAUGCAAAAAAGAUGAAAAAGCUAGAAAAAGAGUACACUACAAUAAAGACAAAAGAAAUGGAAGAACAAGUUGAAAUUAAAAGGCUACGAACUGAAAAUAGACUCCUAAAGCAACGCAUUGAAACACUAGAAAAAGAAAGUGCUUCCUUGGCAGAUAGAUUGAUACAGGGACAAGUGACAAGGGCCCAGGAGGCUGAGGAAAACUACCUCAUAAAACGGGAGCUGGCCACCAUCAAACAGCAGAGUGAUGAGGCCAAUACUAAACUGGAGCAAGCUGAGAAUACCAUCAGGGAGCUCCAGCAACAGCAGCAAUGGCAUAAAUGCAGUUCACGAUACAGUGAAGACUUUGUGCUACAGCUGGAAAAAGAGCUGGUCCAAGCCAGGCUGAGUGAAGCAGAAUCCCAUUGUGCCCUGAAGGAGAUGCAAGAUAAAGUUCUAGAGAUGGAAAAGAGGAACAGCUCCCUCCCUGAUGAGGAAAAUGUUGCCAGACUACAAGAAGAACUGAUUGCAGUAAAAUUAAGAGAAGCAGAAUCUUUGAUGGGUCUCAAAGAACUAAGGCAGCAAGUCAAAGAUUUGGAAGAACACUGGCAGCGUCAUUUAGCUCGUACCACUGGAAGAUGGAAAGAUCCUCCCAAAAAAAAUGCAGUGAAUGAGCUACAGGAUGAGCUGAUGACAGUGCGGUUGAGAGAAGCAGAAACUCAGGCUGAGCUGAAAGAGACCAAACAAAGAAUGAUGGAGGUGGAGACACAGAACCAGAUCAAUAGUAAUCACUUAAGAAGGGCAGAGCAAGAGGUUACCAACCUACAGGAGAAGGUGCAGUACCUUUCUGCACAGAACAAAGGACUUCUGGCUCAGUUGAAUGAAGCAAAACGUAGACAGGCAGAGAUUGAAUGCAAGAGUAAAGAAGAAGUGAUGGCAGUACGGCUCCGUGAGGCAGACCGCAUUGCAGCUGUGGCAGAACUCCAGCAGCAUAUUGCUGAAUUAGAAAUCCAGAAAGAAGAAGGAAAAAUUCAAGGGCAGCUUAAUAAAUCUGAUUCUAACCAGUACAUCAGAGAACUGAAAGAUCAGAUAGCUGAGCUUCAUCAUGAGAUCAAAUGCCUAAAAGGCCAGAGAAACUUCUCAGACCAACCCACUUUUGAUGGGAUUCACAUUGUCAACCAUUUCACAGGAGAUGAUGAAUCAUUUCAUUCUUCUGAUGAAGAUUUUAUAACUAACUCCAUACAGGAGAGUGGGGUGAACUUUCAUCUUCCCAGGAGAACUGGUCAGAUGUCUUUGGAUCACACACUUGUAGACAGCAGUGACAGUGAUACUGAGGAAAGUGCCCUUCAGACUGGGAAUUCAGACAAGAUGGUUUCUAAGCAGAGAAGAAUGGAAUCUUACUCUACUACUGUGUGAUUAUCACUGUGACUAGCACUGAAGACUUCCAUCUUUCUUUAAGGCUGAAAUUGUGAGGGAACUGAAACCAUCUAGAAGUUGGUUUAGCUAACUAUGGAUUUGGUCUGGCCUGUGAUAAAUAUAUACAUGUACUGUCUAUCUGCCUUCUCUCUUUGCCAAAUCUUACUAAUGACAUACCAUUGCCAUAAAAUAGGCUGGGAAGAAGUUGAUGGAUGACAGUUUUGACAGUAUUACUGAAUGUUCUUUGGUUUAGAAACUGCAAAUAUAUUAUUUCUUUAAUGUGUAAGAAGCAUUUUUGCUGAUCACAAACACAGGAAUUAUUUUCCUCAAAAGAAAUUGCUUUUGUGCAAUAUUUUAUGCUCUGAACAAAUGUGUAUGUUUUACAUUGUUAUCCUUUUGUGAUCAAGAUGGAUCCUAGUAAACCAUCUGAUCAUGACACACAUAUAUAUAUAUAAUUAUCUUAUGCUUCUCAAUUAGUUUUGGUUUUUUACUAAAGUUGAUGGAUGCCCACAGAAGGCUUGAAAGACAAGCCUUUAUCUGUACUACUUCAUAUAUGCAAAUAAUGGUCACUAAUGUCAUGAAGGUGUUUUUCACUAUUUUCACUUAAACCUAUGUGCAUCUGCUUUUGAUGUUGCUAAAUAAUAACUGGUCUGAACAUGUUAAUUACAAUAAUGUUUAUUUUGUACAUAUUUAUGUAUCUACACCAAGCUGAAAAUGUACAUUACUCCAUUUUAUAUGAGGAAUGUAAAUGUUGCGAUAUUACUGUCUCUGGUAUUCUAACAGGAAAAUGAAUUCUGUAUAUAUACACUAAAAGUGAAUUACUAAAUAAAAGCAAAACACUAACUUUGCAUUAAGUUUCAGCCUAGCUACACUAACAGGCUCAUGUCAGAAAUGCUUGUUCAAAACACUAUUGACUGAAAUCUUUUACCUUCAUGUAUAUGUAAUGAAAAUAAAUUUUUCAUGAUUUAACAAGGUUGCAGCAUUUACUGUUUAGUCCCUUCCAAGCUAUAGUCCUUGGUUACCACAUAGUUACUUGCAGGCUCUAGCUAGGUUCAAAUAAGGUGAAGAAUUAUUCACGUCUUAGUUUUAAUGAAGACAUGGUCAGUGCAGUGGAAAUAUGUACAUUCAGUCCUCUUACAAUUUAUAUUACAGAGCUAUCUAGGAAAUAAGCUAUUGGUGCCAUCACCAAACAGCUGUGAUUGAACAAAGCAGAAAGAGCAGAGCUGAACAAUCUGCUCCUAGUCUCUCAAAAACUGAGAUCCAGUGAAACAGUUUCUUGGACAGAGCAAGAGAUUCUACUGUUGUCUUAUGAAAAUUUACGUGCACUUGCAGACACAUUCUAGUCAAGAAUAUUCUGUUAUCGCAAUCCUAUGUAAUUAAGUAAUCUUUAAGACUUCUUUUAGCAAUGUUUGCAGCUGUUCUAUUAAAUAAAAAGUAUAGCAAUACAGAAGUUUGGUACUGAUAGGUAGUGUGUAUGUUAACCAGUUUGCUACCCUGGAGAAGCAGUGCAGCUGUUUAAAAUUGCAAAAAGUAUGGAAGUGUUCAGCUGAAUGCAUCUGCUAGUCCCACUAGGCAUUUCCUUUCCAUUUGUUUUGAAUAUGUUUUCAGAAAGAAACAGCACAAUUAGGAGAUAAUAAACACUCAAAGAAUGAUAGAGAAGACUGUAUGGAAACAGCACAUUAUAGGCAUCUCAACAAUAUUAUCUGCCCAGGUGCAAUCUAAUUUAAAUCUUUAAGCAUGUAGGUGACAAAUUCCAAAAUUACUGAUUUCUGCAGCUCCAACUCAUUUCAGUGUUUCUGCCAAAUUUCCCCAUAUCCUGACGGUGAAUAUGUAGUUCCAAGUACAGCCUGUGGAAAUUGCCACUUCUGAGUUGAAUUAGCUGAGUGAUUCUUAUUCCUGUUGAAAAUGUCAUGUCUGCAAAACCAAAUCAGUACUUUCAUUCACAAAUGAGUAACAGUUGUCUUCUUUCCUUCCAAUGAGCAUCUGCUAAUUUAUGUUUGCACCUGGAUCAUUGUUGCCCAAGAGGAUAGGUGACAAAUGUCUUGUUGCCUGUCAUCAAUACCAGCUGCAAGCCUCUCUUAAAGGUAAUGUUCUGUAAUAAGUGGCAGGCAUAAAUUUCAGUUGGAGUGCCAUAAAAACUCUGUCUGUUUGAAUAGUGAAGUGUUAUGAUUUUGCAAUAACUGCCUUACUGUUCAAGUGAUAGCAAAUGAGAUCAGAUGGCAAGGGUUAUUUCCUGAACUUCUGUGGUUUUAAAGUAUACAAAUAGAAUAAAUACUGAUACUGAAUAACAGCAUAAAUAAAAACAUGCAGAAGUCCUUAUCCAACUGACUACAUCUCUUCUAGUGAUAAAAGUGAAUCACUGAACAUACUGCAGUUUCAGACUUGGUUGUACACCGACUAUCCUAGAAAGACAGUCAAGGAUAGGCUCUUCAGAAUCAUUCUGCUUUUUCUCCAACUCUUUUGGCAAAUAAAUGACACUAAUCUCUUUGCGUAUGUAUAUUAUAAUUUGAAUAUACAUCAGCAUAAUGACAAUUCAUUAACAUAAUAGACAAUAAUAUAUAAUGUGUCAAUAAAUAAAACAUAUUAAUUAUACUGC
Molecule: messenger RNA, 6591 nt
Organism: Parus major (Great Tit)
Lineage: Eukaryota; Metazoa; Chordata; Aves; Passeriformes; Paridae
Gene: EVI5
Product: ecotropic viral integration site 5
Exons: 20
Coding region: 1434-3995 (853 amino acids)
Source: RefSeq, a predicted model, not a curated record